AUGCCCACGAAGGAUGCUCAUCUGCAAUUCCGUAAGUGGGCAGACGAGUAUGGCCCUAUUUAUAGUCUCAUUCUGGGCACCAAGCCUUUCAUUGUCUUGUCCAGCGCCCAAGCUGUCAAAGAUCUGCUCGAUAAGAAGAGUGCUCUCUACUCCGACCGACAAGAAAUUAUUCGACGAUAUUCCAACGCACUCACGACAACCAUGGUAUUCGGCUGGCGCUCGCCUAUCUACCGAGACCCCAAGCUCAUGCAGCUCUUCGACGGCUUUGCUGAGUUUGCCGAGAUCAAUCAGACAGGCAUCGCUGCCCUCCUUGACUCUUUUCCCGUACUCAGGAAGCUGCCCGACUUUCUCUUGCCUGUGCAGAAGAAAGCCAAGGAGCUUCAUAAGAAGGAAAAGGAUCUCUACCUGAGUCAUUGGCUCAAGGCCAAACAAGACAUCGCUGAUGGCUCUAUCAAGCCGUGCUUCUGUGUUGGAUUGGCGCAGGCGCAGGAGAAGGAGAAGUUUGACGAUGCACAAGCUGCUUAUAUCUCUGGAACUCUUCUUGAAGCUGGAUCAGACACGACAUCCAGCACCUUGUACGCCUUCGUACAGGCAAUGCUCCUCUAUCCUGAGGUCCAACGAAAGGCUCAGGAUGAAAUUGACAAAGUAGUUGGUGAGCGCAUGCCAACUAUGGAAGACGAGCAUAGCCUUCAGUAUGUCCGCGCAUGCAUGAAAGAGACACUGCGGUGGAUGCCGACGACCAUCCUCGGUGCAGUUCCUCAUGCUGUCACCCAAGACGAUACAUACAACGGGUAUUUGAUUCCCAAGGGGGCAGGCGUUCUAAAUAAUGUCUGGGGUAUUCACAUGGACCCUGAGCGUCAUCCCAACCCUCGCCAGUUCAACCCUGAUAGGUACAAGGACGACUUCCAGAGCUUGGCAGACGCCGCAGCCAAUCCAGACGCGUCCAAACGAGAUCAGUUCACCUUCGGUGCUGGUCGUCGCAUUUGCCCCGGAAUCCAUGUGGCCGAACGGAGCUUGUUCCUGGGCAUUUCACGGAUCUUGUGGGCAUUUAAUAUCAAACCUACUGUGAACAAGAACGGCAAGCCCGUUUUGCCAGAUCCAGAUAAGCUGACUCAAGGCUUCGUAUGCAUGCCGGAAGAAUUUCCUGCUCGAAUAAUUCCAAGGUCUGAGGAAAAGAAGGCACUGGUUAUCAAGAGUUGGAAGGCGGCCGAGAAGGAUGUUCUUGAUCCUGGGACAAAGCAGUGGCGUUAG
Fusarium musae is the source of this 1251-nucleotide messenger RNA. RefSeq lists its product as uncharacterized. NCBI's taxonomy places the organism in Eukaryota, Fungi, Ascomycota, Sordariomycetes, Hypocreales, Nectriaceae. The record is from RefSeq and is a predicted model, not a curated record. The coding region runs from base 1 to 1251 and encodes 416 amino acids. The transcript has 2 exons. Gene Ontology annotation, molecular function: heme binding; monooxygenase activity; iron ion binding.